AUGGUUCAGGUAGCUUCCUGGUUGUUUACUUUAAAUGAGAUAGAUCUUGUAUCUUUGACUCCUAUUGUCAACACAGAUCUAUACGAGGAUCACGGUGAAUGGGAAAUUACCGAAUCGUCUGCUACAGUAGUCAAGAGAGUUUUAUCUGGCUACACAAUGCCGGCAGUCAAAUUCUCGAUUCAGCUCAAGAGAAAGUAUUCAUACUAUCUGUUGAACAUGCUACUCCCAGUUAUCGUCCUUGCCACGAUGGCGCCAUUUGUUUUUAUUCUGCCGGUAGAGAGUGGAGAGAAGAAUGGUUUUGCUCUGACAAUUUUAUUGUCAUUGUCAGUUGUUAUGACAAUAGUUUCUGACAAUAUACCGCCGACAUCGACAAACGUUUGCAUUCUCAGUGUCUAUUUACUUGUAACGUUUAUCAUUUGCUCUGUGGAAACAGUGGUUACAGUAAUCACCUGUAGAUUUCACGAGCUUCAUAAUAAAGAUUACAUCAUGGGGGCUCGAUGCCAGAAAACUGCAAAACUUCUUGCAAAAGUGACAAGAUAUCGACGAAGGCCCAAAAUUGGAGACGAAACAAUUGCGCAGUCAGUUGUAGUACAAGUUGAUAAUCCAGCUUAAGUUGGUCUAUCAGAACAAGCAGGAAAAGAAGGCGGUGCAUGGGCGGACAAUACCGAGGCAAAUACUGAUCAUGAUAAAGAGGGGAAAGUUUAUUUUGAGUAUUCAUAUGGAGAUAUUGUUAUGAUGGAUGAAACGUUUAAUUUUGUCUUUUUUACAACAUUGACCCUUUUAGUUACAAUACUUUUCAUAGCGAUGUUGAACUCGAAUCCACCAUAAACCACAAACAACAUUCUGGUACUUGUUAUAUGGUAGGGAAGUAGUUAUCCAUUUUAAGCUAUAUAAAAUACAAGCAAAUUAACAAAACUUGUACACGUCGUCUUACUUUCAGUGGUGCUUAGGUCUGAUAGAAAAAAAAUUAGAUACACAAACUUGCUCAAAACACACAAAAAAUCACUGCAUUCUGGUACUAUUGCUUGUACUUUGUUUCCGUGUCCAAAAUAUAAAGUUGGCUGAUCUUGAAGUUCACGCCGUAGUGAAUUCGAAAACCGGAUUAUAUUUUGUGUGCAGCUUUACCGUAGAAGGUUUGUGGUUAGGUUGAGGUUUCCCCUGGUCCUUGCAAUAAUUAACAACUGUUUCACCUGGGAUGUAUAAAUCAACCAGAAUGAACACGUGUAAAAAUCAACAUAAUUAUAGCCUUCAAACUAGUGGUAUAACGUCAAAUGAUUCGUUGAUUCGUUGAUUUCUAUAGCCGCCUUUUUGUUUUUUGAGUUUGCAUUCCACGAGUAUGGCAUUGGUUAUCAAUUGACCUUACACAUGCCUUUUCUAACAUCAUGCCAUAAACGUACACAUAAUUAGGGUCAUCUUUCAGAAUUAAGUGAA
Ruditapes philippinarum (Manila clam) is the source of this 1431-nucleotide messenger RNA. Its product is annotated as neuronal acetylcholine receptor subunit alpha-9-like. Gene Ontology annotation, cellular component: synapse; membrane; neuron projection. The record is from RefSeq and is a predicted model, not a curated record. The transcript has 5 exons. Gene Ontology annotation, biological process: regulation of membrane potential; signal transduction; monoatomic ion transmembrane transport. Gene Ontology annotation, molecular function: transmembrane signaling receptor activity; neurotransmitter receptor activity; extracellular ligand-gated monoatomic ion channel activity. Bases 1 to 612 code for a protein of 203 amino acids. Lineage: Eukaryota; Metazoa; Mollusca; Bivalvia; Venerida; Veneridae.